Molecule: messenger RNA, 4396 nt
Organism: Spodoptera litura
Lineage: Eukaryota; Metazoa; Arthropoda; Insecta; Lepidoptera; Noctuidae
Product: zinc finger Y-chromosomal protein-like
Source: RefSeq, a predicted model, not a curated record
ACAUCACUAACUGGUUUUGACAAAUAAAUUGAAGUAAAUGGCUGAUUGUGAUUGUGGCUAGAUCGAUUGAAGAAAAAUGCGAAAAAGGACUUGAUAAAUAGAUAAUUAGUGCAAUAUAUCUUCUCUCUGUUCCAUAACGAAACACUUAUUUGAGUAUACAGUGUGGAUUGUAUGAUACAAUGCUGUGCAAAGAGCUGAAUGCCGCAUAACUGUAUCGUCGGUCAACCGCGUCCGCAGCCGGUACAUAUUGCGCCUUCGACUAAUAACUGCUGACUGAAAAUAAUUAAUUACAGCAAAGUUUAAUUUAGAAUGAAGUGAAUAGACGUUAAAACAAUGAUUUUGUGUGCAAUAAACAUGGUUACGGCCAAAUUACGUCAAGAAAAUGCAAAAUAAAAAACAUCGUGAUUGAUUUGUUACUGCAAUCCCUUUUUUAUUUAGUUUUUGUGGUGAGAAAAGUAGGUUAGCUCGGUCAGCAAUGGAAAUGUCGGUGCCUUUGGUUGAAAUUUCCGUGAAGCCGGAACCAAUGGAGGAUGAGGGCACGAGUCAGGAAGACAAUCUGAAACAAGACAACUGCAAUUUACGAUCAGAAGAAUUAUGGAUAAAACCGGAGCCAUUGGAAGAUGAAUCUCAAGAUUCCAGAGAGGGGGAGACUUCGGAUAAUGAGACUGGGCAGGAAGGUGGAGAUGAGGACCUUGGGAAAAAAGAAAAUAAGGAUGGGAUAUCGAAGCUGCCUCUCAAGAAGAGGCUAGAGAAGACAGUGAAGCAAGAAGAUGGCUGUUCCGUCAAAGAAGAAGACAAAUCGGAUGGCGCUGAACAAAAUGAGAAGCCAGCUGAAAAUAUUCAAGCUAAGAUGGAGACCCCCCUGAUGUACUCCUACGAGAUCACGAAGAACAUAGAGAUAGUGACCAUUGAUGAUGAGGAGCGUCACCAGGAGUACUUGGAGACGCUGAAGUCUCGUCAGCACAUGCGUCACGUCUGCGAGAAUUGUGCCGUCGGCUUCGUGCUGAAACAGGCUUAUGAUGAUCAUAUGAAGGUGCAUGCUCCAGAAUCGGGUGAACACGAAUGCGUGAUCUGCCACUCCCGGCUGAAGACGGCAGACAUGUUGUACCGGCACCGGCUGCGGCACUACCGCCGGUACCGGUGCCUGCUCUGCCGGAUGCGGUUCAAGGACAAGGACACCGCAGCCUGCCACGUCAUGAACGACCACAUCGGACAGACUUUUGAAUGUGAUCGUUGCGGGAGGGGAUUCAAACGGCCCCAAUACCUGAAGAGACACGUGGAGCAGUACCACACGAAGCCACAUCGCCUGGAGUGCGCUGUCUGCCUCCGAGUGUUCCACGAGCGCGGCUGGUACAGGUCUCACAUCAGGACGCACAACGAGGAAGUAAAAGCGAAGACGGUGAAGUUACCUGCCACGUGCACCAUCUGUUCGCGCGACUACAAAACUAAAUCGAGCUUAAAACGCCAUCUAUUGACACACGACCAUAACUCUUACUGUCGAAUAUGUUUCGUGAAGUGUAAGAACAGGAUCACGCUGGGUGAACAUUAUUUGAAGGAACACAAUGAAAAAUAUGAAGGCGUGGCAGAGGAGACGUGUCCCCACUGUGAGCGGGUGUGCGUGACGCGGGCGAUGCUCAAGCGACACAUACAACGCAUGCAUGCUGACAGGACCAAGAAAUACCAAUGCGACCACUGUCAACGUCUCUACCUGACGAAGGGCGAGGUUCGUGCGCACAUAAUGUGGUCUCACAUGCCAGCCGAGAUCCGUGGAGGACAUGCCUGUCCUUGCGGUAGGAUCUUCAGAAGCCCCUCGUUGCUCCGCAGCCAUAAAGCCAGGUUCCACGAGUCCCAGCCUCCGCCCAGAGUCCAUCAGUGUGAUCACUGCGACAAGGCAUUUGCGAACAAGCAAGUACUAAACCGCCACAAGAAGAGUCAUUCCAACGAGAUGUACCCCUGCAAGGAGUGUGGCUUACUCUUCAAAACACAACCCUACGUCAAGGUGCACUACCAGCUGAAGCACCUGAACAUGACACGAGCAGAGAUCAAGGCCCAGAGGAAACUAAACAAGGAGAAGAUUAUACAGAAUAAUAUACACAACACCCUCAAUUGGGAACCCCCACCCCCUAUUUCCAGCAGUAAAGGGAUUCUACCUACUGAAGAGGACACCGACCCUCUUCUUCUUGAAGAAAACGAUGGUGAUCCAAAGAUGGCACAGAAUGUUGAAAUUGAAAUUCCACAGUUUCAAACUUUUAUUGAUAUUCGAAGGGAGUAGGGAGUUAGGUGAUAUUGUUAGCCCCGCUAAAGAGAGUGCUUUGAGCGGGUUUGUUUUACGUUAAGCGAUCGACCCGUUUAUGACGUUCGGCGCCCUGAUUGGCUGCUCCAAGUUAACCAACCAAUCAGAGGACAGAGAACUAAAUGCAAUAACGUCUCGAUCGCGUUUAUGUGAACCAAAUUCGCAAUAGGCACUCCGGUAGAUAGAUAGUGUAAAUGCUAGUCGAAUAGAGUAGUACCUACAGAAGAGUUAUAUUGUUGGCUUGGCAACCGAGUCUACAUUGGGGGCUACCAUUUUUUCCAACACCAGAUGGUGGUAAUUUAGCAUAAGAGUUUGUCCAAUCACUGUAGCUGUCAAAAAUUGAAUAACCAAUGCCGUGGUGUGACACAAGCUAAUUCGCUAUUAGGCGAAAAGACGAGAGGUUCACAUUAGCUCCAUACGGUGAGCAAAAAAACGAAUGGUAGCCCCUAUUAAAUGUUGUCGACUGUACUGCCAGUAUAGUGCUUUUUGAGGUGGGAUAAUCAUCUAACGGUUUAUCCAGCCUUGGGUGAGGUAAGAGGGAGUGUCAGACUUAGUGACUAAAAACCACCCCGUUCCUACUUUUGUUUCGAGCUGGGCGGAGCCCCGGUGACCCGGAAGGUUGUCCAAAGCGAAUCUUUGGACAACCUUCCGGGUCUGGCACCUGUCAGGUCGGGUCUGGCCUAACCGGGCGACGAACUACUCUUGCUCGCCAUCCGCAGACUCUUGCUUAUGGUGGCCGGAAAUCGUCUCGCGAUCCUUGCAUGACUCCUACGGGAGUUGGGACGUGGGGAGGUUUAAACCCUCGCGCACUCCGCCUUCUCCUUAGCUAGCAUGACUGCUUCACAGAAGGAGGAGACGGCAUCCCAGUUUCCCUCGAUCCGCACCACGGCCUGAACCAAAGCCGGACACUGCAAUUUUAAUGCAUGGAUGAUGGAACUGACAUUCACUUAAGUCAAACGGUUUUUGACUUGUCUAUCCUAUUCGAGUAGUGUUGAUGCUAUUUGUUCAGCGGAGCAAUGGAUGCCCGAGUCAGAUAGGAGAUUCGUUUUUGAGUUCUACAUGGUAUUUCGAAUUACUUUUGUACAUGUAGCGGCAUGUACCAAAUUUUUUUCUUAUAUGUAAUUCGAUAGCUAAUAGGACUAAGCUAGGGUAGACUAGAGAAAAGAGUCGUGCUGCUGUUAUUGAUAAAGAAAAUUUGACUUUAAAAUCUUAGUCGUAAAUUCGAGUUUGGUAGUUAAAUUGUUAAAAUAUGCCCAAAUAGUAAUCUUUGAAGAUAUUAAAUUUGUGACUUUAAUGUAUUGUAAUAGAGUUCAAUUCUGAAUAGCUUUUUCAAUGUUACAAUGUACAGGGGGAGAAUUUUUUGCCAAAAUGCAGCAAUAAGUUUAGUAUUUAAUAUGAAUGGCAAAAAGUAAUAACUUAGGCUUCUUAAAUGCUAGAUCUCUUAAUAAACUUACAUCUCAAUGAUACGAGUCUAUUUUACAAUUUGUUAGUUAUUUAGGAUUUGUCUGGAUACUUGAAAGCUAUCUUUAUUUACAUUUGUUUGUUAUGACUAUAACUUAUAAGAUAACGACUUGAUGACUUCCAGACAAGUAUUUGGAAACGACAUAUUUCUAUCUGCAAUGACCACCUAUCUUUGACGUUUAGACAGAUAGCACAUGAGGAAGAUUUAAGAAGAGACCUUGACAGAUGUAGUGAAGGGGACUAACUUUAUUACAAUGCACUGGGUAGUUAUAUAACGACUAUGAGUCAGAGUACAGACUUUAGUUUUUAUACGGCUCACGCUCGAAUAAUGAGAGGCCACUCAACUUUAAUUCCCACUUAAGUAUAUUUCUGUCUAAAUUAUUAUGUUUUCGACUUAUUCACGUAAUUAUUUGACAAAGAACUCGUAUGUAACACUGUUUUUGCGUCGACCCGGGAUUCGAACCCAACACCAACGCAGCUGCGGGCGAGUCUAGCGUGCCAACAGUGUCCCGCCGCCGUCGCCGACACCGCGAGGGAGCACAGUGCGCGCCACGGCACGCCGGCACGCUCCAGUAGCCAGUAGCAGCCACAGUCGCCGCGUCGCAGGGCGCGAACUGCGAAUGCUGCUCAUGAAUAUGAGCU